AUAAAAUCUUCCUUGUGUUGUACAUAUGUUAGUCUUCUCACCUAAUCUCUCUAUAAUACUUACUAUAAAGACUCCUUCGCUGUCCCAAUAUUCCUCACACAUUUGCUUCUUCACUGCUCUUCCAUAUCUACACCAAACAGAGAGAGAGAGAGAGAGAAAGAUCAAAGAGUGCAUAGAGAGUAAUGGGUAACUCCCAUCGUUCUUCAUUUCCUUCCAUGGCGGCAGCUCUGGCCUUUACUUUCUGCAUUUUGUCACUGUUGCCAAACUUUGCAGUGGCCGUAACUAGGCAUUACACCUUCAACAUUGUAAACCAAACCAUUACGAGAUUAUGCCAUACAAGGAGUGUUUUGACUGUAAAUGGCAAGUUCCCUGGGCCUCGCUUGGUAGCAAGGGAAGGUGAUCGUGUUAUCAUCAAGGUUGUUAAUCAUGUUUCAAGCAAUGUUACCAUCCACUGGCAUGGGAUAAGGCAGCUUACGACCGGUUGGGCAGAUGGACCUGCCUAUAUAACACAAUGUCCUAUACAAACUGGACAGUCAUACACUUACAACUUCACCAUUACAGGGCAGCGAGGAACUCUCUUAUGGCAUGCUCACAUUUCUUGGCUAAGAUCUUCUCUUUAUGGACCCAUUAUUAUUUUCCCCAGGCGCAAUGAAUCUUAUCCGUUUCAGAAACCUUACAAGGAAAUCCCCAUCCUCUUAGGAGAGUGGUUUAACGUAGAUCCAGAGGCUGUAAUUGCACAGGCUCUUCAGAUAGGAGCUGGUCCAAAUGUUUCAGAUGCAUACACUAUCAACGGCCUCCCAGGGCCCUUAUACAAUUGUUCUUCUAAGGAUACAUUCAAGCUGAAAGUAAAGCCAGGGAAAACCUACCUUCUCCGAAUAAUCAACGCUGCACUCAACGACGAGCUAUUCUUCAGCAUUGCUAGCCACACUCUGACUGUCGUUGAAGCCGAUGCCAUUUAUACCAAGCCUUUUGAGACUGACACACUCCUCAUUACCCCAGGCCAAACCACAAAUGUUCUCCUCAAAACCAAGCCUAGUCUCCCUAAUGCAACCUAUUUAAUGGCAGCUAGGCCGUAUUUCACAGGCCAAGGAACCUUUGACAACUCCACCGCUGCCGCCAUUCUUGAAUACAAGCACCCAUCAAAUAUCUCAAGACAACUUCCCUUAUUUAAGCCCACUCUGCCACCAAUCAAUGCUACAGGAUUUGUUGCCAAUAUCACCAGGAGAUUCCGCAGCUUAGCAAAUGCAAAAUUUCCUGCUAAUGUACCACAAAAUGUGGACAGGAAAUUUUUCUUUACAGUAGGACUUGGAACUAAUCCUUGCCCUGCCAACACAACUUGUCAAGGACCUACCAAUACCACCAAAUUUUCCGCUUCCAUUAACAACGUAUCAUUUUUAAUGCCUUCUGUAUCUCUUCUCCAAUCCUAUUACUUUGGUAAAUCUAACGGCAUAUUUACAGCUGAUUUUCCUCAAAACCCACCCACACCAUUCAACUACACUGGUACACCACCAAACAAUACUAAUGUCAGCAAUGGAACACGAGCACUGAUGUUACGAUUCAAUACGAGUGUGGAAUUGGUAAUGCAGGAUACCAGUAUACUUGGUGCCGAAAGCCACCCUUUACAUCUGCAUGGAUUCAAUUUCUUCGUUGUUGGACAAGGUUUUGGAAACUAUAAUUCCAACAAAGAUCCUGCCAAUUUUAACUUGGUCGACCCCAUGGAGAGAAACACUGUCGGAGUACCCGCUGGAGGUUGGGUUGCUAUCCGCUUCCUAGCCGACAAUCCAGGGGUGUGGUUCAUGCACUGUCACCUAGAUGUUCAUACAAGCUGGGGACUAAGGAUGGCAUGGCUAGUAUUGAAUGGACCACAACCGAAUCAGAAGCUGCAACCACCACCGUCUGAUCUUCCGAAGUGUUGAUUUUUGAUUGACCAUUAAUGGUCUGGAUUGGCAAUCUUACUCUUUUGUCUUUUUUUUUUUUAUUUUUUAUUUUUUAUUUUUUGUAAUGCCAAUAAGGUUUUUGAAUUGUUUGGUUGUAACAUGCACCUUAGUUGGUCGAAAGUCAAAGACAGAGAGUUGGGAAGAGCAGCUGAGUUGUAAACAUCGGAUGGGUUAAUCAAUAAGAUUUUUGUUAUGGUUGUCCCAAUUUUAA
Molecule: messenger RNA, 2148 nt
Organism: Ricinus communis (castor bean)
Lineage: Eukaryota; Viridiplantae; Streptophyta; Magnoliopsida; Malpighiales; Euphorbiaceae
Product: laccase-17
Exons: 6
Coding region: 183-1916 (577 amino acids)
Biological process (GO): lignin catabolic process
Cellular component (GO): apoplast
Molecular function (GO): copper ion binding; hydroquinone:oxygen oxidoreductase activity
Source: RefSeq, a predicted model, not a curated record